This is a messenger RNA of Sparassis crispa, 3000 nucleotides long. RefSeq lists its product as hypothetical. Lineage: Eukaryota; Fungi; Basidiomycota; Agaricomycetes; Polyporales; Sparassidaceae. The transcript is spliced from 11 exons. The record is from RefSeq and is a predicted model, not a curated record. Bases 1 to 3000 code for a protein of 999 amino acids.
AUGGUGAGUGGGCGGUCCUCUUCCAUCCACAUUCAGAGCCCGAAAGGCCUCGGACCGGCGGACUCCGAACUCAGAGGGAUCAACAAGGAUCAUCCUACCUUCAUCAAUUAUCAUUCAUCGUCCCUACCCUCCUCCCUUCUGCUCAUCGGCGCUGGAUUGCGGCACCUUUUUUUUCUGCGAAGACGAUGUCUACCAGACGAGGCCAAGGCCAAGGCCGAGGACAAGGAUGAGGACGUGGAUGAGGACGGGGACGUGGCUCAGGAUCAGCGCUGGGGUAGCCCAAUCAGAACGAUUCCGCUCAUCGAACAUGCGUUGUCAUCUCACCAGGCGAUUGCUGGUGGAUCGACACUUUUAAUGGGGGCGGACGAAGUUUCACCUUUCGAUGGUCUUUUGGCCACGGAGUUUCCAUUGCGUAAUGACAGUGUCAUAACCAUGCCGAAUGCGAGCUACAUACCUGAAUUCCCGGCAGUACUCGAUGGGCAGAUUGUGACGCAGCAGGAUGGACAUUGGGGUCCCCAGAAGUAUUCGAGGUGGCCGCAGAUGUUCGACCGAAAGGUCAUACAUCACAUGUGUAUACCGGGUAUGGCUGCUGUGUUGGAGGCAGAUGCAAUGGUUCUGUGGGACAAGAUCAGGUUAUGGGAGUGGGAGGUGGAUUCGACCUGCGGUGUACCCGAUCUGGGCUUUCUGAUGGAGGAGAAGUUCAACAUGCUGGCUGAGGCAGCACUGCGGGUGAUGGACAAUUUUGCUCGCCAGCUUGGCAGAGCAACUUCGGAGAAGACGAAACCCGGCCAGCAACUCAUACUGAUGCUGGGUCAGUGUCUGGACCAUCUUCACCUCCUCCCGACGACUUGCACCCAUGUGAUCGCGCUCGGGGCACACGUGCAAUGCCUCACACUCGAGCUGUGGGGGUUUGUCAACUAUUACACUGUCGUCGUCGGUGCUUUCACGAAUGACGCCAACAUCGCGCAUUCGUUGUUCCGCAUCGGCAUACCGUUUUGGUUCAUCCAGACUAAGACAGAGAAGACAAAGAUCGAGAAAUGGGCUAGUCCUGUGUUGCCCUCGGGCAGUGCAGAGUCCGCCAAAAAGUCCAAGCGUACGCACCAUGGCAUGCAAGGAAAAAAAAAUCGCAACGCCGAAAGUUCUAGCGUGGGGGCAUCGCAGCCUGCCCAUCCGUCUUUGUUGCACAAGCCCAGCAUGUUACUCGGCGAUGCGUGGAACACCGCCCUUUUGGGUGUGCCUCCUUUGAUGGCACCGCCAUGGGCGGCAACAUACUUUUUCCCACCGCCUUUUGUGCUUGACUGCACCAGUGACAAGCUUUCCCAGUACCUGCACAAUUUCGUGCAGAUCCGCGGGUUUUGUCAUCAACGAAUUUUAAAUCCGAUGAUCAGCGGGCUUCCACUGAAGAUAGCGGAAUGGAGGGAUGCGUUGUGGGGAGACUACAGUCUGGACAAGACUGCGGAAGGUCAGAGCGCUAUGUCAGCCACCUUGACGUCGGGCGAGGGUGAGGCAGCGGCGUGUGAGGGUGCAUCAACAUCAAGUGGUGAUGGGCUAUCAGAUGCGAACACUGCAAGUCUUGUCGCCAGCAAAUCGAGCGUGGCGAAGAAAGCCAAGGAUAAACAUGAGCGGCAACAAAAUAUUCGUCGGCUCUUUGCUGCCACUGGCCAGAUGAGCUCGUACAAUGAGACAAUGGAACCCUCCUGGGGCGAGGACCCGAUCUCGCUGGAUAAUGUGGUCGACGUCUGUAAGCAGAUCUUGUGGGAGCUGCAUGAGACCAACUGGCACUGCGAGUUGUGUGCAUUGGAUGCUUGUCUCUUGGACACGAGCAAAUGGGGCUCUUUACAUCAGUGGGAACGCGAGGCACAAGUGGCCAAGGUGUGGGAUAGACGCGCCACCAGGUCAUGUCUGAUGGUCGCACCGUGCUGGAGUGAAGAUGAUGUUGCUUUCCAUUGGGUUCGUGCGCCUGCGCCGGGAUGGGAGCGGAGCCGUCCCCGCCUCAGUGCAUUUCUCGCAGUCGUGCAACGGUGGCCAGAUGUCCCGGAAGACUUGCGAAUAGAUGCGGACACUCUGCUCAUCUGCGAGGCAGAUGAGUACAAUCGCUUGCAGGAUAGCAUCGUCUGCUUGCUGAUUCACACUGGUAAUUUCCCGAUGGAUCUCGAACAGUACGACGUGUCAUAUAUGCCUGGAUUUUGCCACGCCACCGCCCACCAGUCCUAUGAUCGACACCAGCUUGCCUCCAAGCAGCCCCCCCCCCCCCGGAGCAGCCUGCUCUUGAGUUCUUCUAGCACCUCACCAGUUUUCCACCGCCGCGGUUGCCCUCCCUUGAAUUCUGCCACUGUGUCAGUGCUCGUGGGUUCAGAUAUUCCUCUCAUUAUUCCCACACGGGGAAUACAGCGCGAGGACUAUCUUGAAUUCAAGUUCAAGCAGUCCUUCAUCGAGACGGUGCUUAUCGAUGACUCCCAAGGCUUAUCGCCAUACCAGCGGUACUUCCCUCAUUUGAAGAAGUUUGUCGACUAUCCAAAGCACAUGGAUAAGCAGUAUUUGCUUCCGGGCGACACUCCUGUUUACCGUGAAAAGAGCAGCACUUGGAAUCCGAGCGCUGCUCAGAUUGUUAACAUACAGGUUUCGGCAACUGUGCGUCUGCCUGCGCUCAUGGCCGCUAUCAACACGUUUGCGAAGAACGUUCUCACCACCCCAUCCUCAUCUUCCGGUGGAUCUCAGAGCAUGCUUUCGACGCCUUCAACGUCCUCAUCCAGCCGGGUUUGCGACGCUGCUAGCAGUUCAAGCUCGAGCAGACACGUGGCCAAGCGUUCACUGUCACCCAAUGUGGGGACAGAGGGUAGAAAAUUCAGACGGAUGGAUAAGGGGAAGGCACGUGAGGUGAUAGAGUGUGACAUUGAGCUUACAGAUGAUGAGGUGGAAGCAGAGAUCAUACCUAACGAUGAUGUCCCGGGUGAGAUCAUCGAGAUUGUGGAUGGCAAGGAAUAUUACUACGUUAUGUAG